Molecule: messenger RNA, 1790 nt
Organism: Gossypium raimondii (Peruvian cotton)
Lineage: Eukaryota; Viridiplantae; Streptophyta; Magnoliopsida; Malvales; Malvaceae
Product: zinc transporter 5
Exons: 3
Coding region: 333-1403 (356 amino acids)
Biological process (GO): zinc ion transmembrane transport
Cellular component (GO): plasma membrane
Molecular function (GO): zinc ion transmembrane transporter activity
Source: RefSeq, a predicted model, not a curated record
AGAAAGAAUAAAAAAAAAAGAGAUUUUAGUUGUAAUAUUGCACAUAUAUUUCUUUAGCUGACUUUUCCAAAUCAAUGUAGCCAAACCAAAACCUGGUGUAUGGAAGUCCAUAUCAUGGGGACUAAUGAUUUCAGAUUUCAUGUUUUCUUUCCCUUAACUAGGUAUCAAAUCUUUACAGGUUUCGGCUUCCAUCUCUAAACAAUCUCUAUCCUCUCCAUUAUCUGAUAUAUAUAUUUAUAUAUAUUCACUCCCUCUCCCAUCUUCAAUAUUCAAACUUUGAAACUCUUCACUGAGCUUCUCAAUUGGGUUGGGCUCUGUUUUCAGCUGCAGCCAUGAUCAACUUCAAACAACCUCAGGUUUUGACCUUUUUUUACUGCUUUUUAAUCCUGAUUCCUUCCCUAGUACAGGGGGAAUGUACCUGUGAACCAGAAGAAGAAGAUCGCAAUAAGUCUCUCGCGCUUAAAUAUAAGAUAGCUGCUAUAGCCUCCAUCCUCGUUGCGGGAGCCAUCGGUGUUUGCUUCCCUCUGCUCGGGAAAGUCAUCGAGGCUUUACGUCCCGAUAAAAAUCUUUUUUUCUUAAUCAAAGCUUUCGCCGCCGGUGUGAUCUUGUCCACCGGCUUCAUCCAUGUUCUUCCGGAUGCCACUGAAAGCUUAACAUCUCCUUGCCUCAAUGAGAAACCUUGGACAGAGUUUCCGUUCGCCGGACUGUUGGCUAUGACGGCGGCCAUUGGCACAUUGAUGGUUGAUGUGUUUGCUACAUCUCAUUACACCAAAUCUCACCUUCACAAAACCCAACAGUCCCACGAGGGUGAUGAAGAGAAAACAGAGCAAACCGAAAAUCAUCUGCAUGUUCAUACUCAUGCCACCCAUGGCCAUUCUCAUGGUUCUGUUUCUAUGCUUGAGCCUGCAGAUUCAGCUCAGCUCCUUCGGCAUCGAGUAGUAUCUCAGGUAUUGGAAUUGGGCAUAGUGGUGCACUCUGUGAUCAUAGGGAUAUCAUUGGGUGCUUCAGAAAGUCCAAAGACUAUAAAACCUUUGGUGGCAGCACUCACCUUUCAUCAGUUCUUCGAAGGCAUGGGACUUGGUGGAUGCAUUUCUCAGGCUAAAUUCAAGGGUCGAUCGGUUGCAAUCAUGUCACUGUUUUUCUCGCUGACAACACCAGUAGGAAUCGCUAUAGGAAUAGCAAUAACAAAUGCAUACGAUGAGAACAGCCCAACGGCACUGAUUGUGGAAGGAUUAUUGAACGCGGCAUCAUCUGGGAUCUUAAUAUACAUGGCGUUGGUGGAUCUUCUAGCCGCUGAUUUCAUGAACCCGAAGUUACAAAACAAUGGAAUACUUCAAGUCGGAGCCAGUGUUUCUCUUCUCCUCGGGGCUGGUCUUAUGUCUCUCUUGGCUAUUUGGGCUUAAAUUGGGGUUUGGUUGCUUUUACACAAAAACAUAGUACUGAUAAAAAAGUUAAAAGAGUAUAUGAAAGCAAGAAGUUUUUAUGUAUGUUUAUAGAAUCACAAGCUUUUCUAUUUGUAAUUGCCAUGUUAGCUUCGUAUGCACUAACCAAAUACCAGGAAUUUUGAAACGUGUUUGUUAGGGCGAGUUGGGGCAUCCCAAGAGGCAUGAUGUGACUUUCUAUGUCCUCAUUAACUAAAAGUCUCCGCCCAAUGAAAAUUAGAAGAACGUCAAUUUGUAUAAGCCAAAUAAAAAAAUCUGCUGCCUUAUACAGUUAGAAACUUGGUACAUUUCCAUUAUCAUGCAUCAAGUUAAAACCCAAUUUAAGUUUCUUCUUUUUAUUUAUCUCAA